UCUUUCUCUCUCUGUUUGUCUCUGUCUCUCUCUGCCUCUGUCUGUGUGAAUGGGGUACGCUGUGUGUAUUUUCAGACAUGUUGGCAUGGAGGGGGUCUGGCUGGCAAACAGAGGACAGGUGCAGGGUGUUUGUGUGCGGUAAAGUCACAGACACCUUGUCCUGUCUGUCAAUGGCGUAUCCGGCAGCUGCUGCCAAUCCCUCCGGGUUCAGGGAGAGAGGGGGGAGAGGAGAUCAGAGACACAGAGACAUGGAGGGACUGUGGACAGGAGCUCUGCUAGCACUGAUCUGGGGAACACUCCUAGAAGGCUUUGUAGCUGCUCACGAUGAAGGCUCCCUGAGAGACAAACUCUUUGAAAAUUACAGCGCCAACAUCCGUCCGACCAGGAAACACAACGAGAAAGUUACAGUGCAAGUGGGCAUGACAUUGGCUCAAUUCAUCAGCCUGAAUGAAAAGGAUGAGAAACUCAAUACGAAAGUGUACAUGAAUCUGGUCUGGACGGAUUAUCGCCUAACAUGGAAUCCCAAAGAGAAUGAUGGUAUCACAUCUUUACGAAUAUCCUCGGGAAACGUCUGGAAACCAGAUAUCAUCUUAAUGAACAAUUAUGAUGGGAACUUUAACAUGGCUCUGGAUGUAGAUGUUUUGGUCGCAUCCAAUGGAAGUGUGACUUGGGAGCCACCGGGUGUGUUCCAGAGUAGCUGCAGCAUUGAAGUCCAGUACUUUCCCUUUGACUGGCAGAAUUGCAGUAUGGUGUUUCGUUCUAUCACGUAUUCUGCGGAGGAGGUAACACUUGUCCAUGCCAAGGAUGCUCAAGGAAAGGACAUAACACAAGCCGUUAUUUUCUCCAACACAUUCGAGGAGAAUGGGCAGUGGGAGAUUCGACAUCGCUCUUCACGAAAGAACACAAUCCCCACAGAUCCAUCGUACGAAGAUAUCACGUUCUACCUGGUGAUUCGGAGGAAACCUCUCUUCUACAUCGUGAAUAUCAUUGUUCCAUGUGUUCUCAUCACCAUCCUGGCUAUUUUUGUCUUCUACCUUCCCCCAGAUGCUGGUGAGAAGAUGACUCUCUCAAUCUUCGCCUUGCUCACUCUCACUGUGUUCCUGCUGCUUCUUGCAGAUAAAGUGCCCGAGACUUCAUUAGCAGUCCCCAUCAUAGUUAAUUACCUCAUGUUUACUAUGACGCUCGUUACCUUCUCUGUCAUUCUGAGUGUCGUAGUCCUGAAUCUCCAUCAUCGCUCGCCCAACACGCAUCAAAUGCCUCAAUGGGUGCGCCAGAUAUUUAUCUUACAUCUACCUCGAUACCUUCGAAUCCGCCGACCCAAACCAGAGCCGUCGCUGCCAGUGCUACCUUCACCACGCCCGGUCACUGCGCCACGGCACGCCGAUGAGUACUUUAUACGAAGGCCGGAAAGUGACUUCAUCCUGCCUAAGGCUGACAGGUACCAUGCAGACCCCUACUCCAGGGAUAUGCGGUGGUUUUUGGAGGGUCCCAGUCUUGGUCUCACUCUCCCUCCUGACCUCCAGUCUACUGUCAGUGCUAUCAGAUACAUCGCUCAACAACUGCAGGAACAGGAGGACUAUGAUGCCCUGAAGGAGGAUUGGCAAUACGUGGCAAUGGUCGUUGACCGUCUCUUUCUCUGGACAUUUAUCAUUUUCACAAGUCUCGGGACACUCGCAAUCUUCCUGGACGCCAGCUACAAUUUACCCCCGGAAACCCCGUUCCCAUGAAACCAAAUAACCUCACAUUUUACAAACAGGUACAAAUUGUGGAGCCUUCGUCUUCCAAUAUAACUCCGCCACAGCCUAACGUUCUACUGCACCUUCCCUCCCUCAACGCACAAAUCUAAUCUUCCACUAACACAUAGAACCUCACUCUCAAUCAAUCAAUCUCCAAAUAGAA
Pelobates fuscus (common spadefoot toad) is the source of this 1899-nucleotide messenger RNA. It is a transcript of the gene CHRNB1, whose product is annotated as cholinergic receptor nicotinic beta 1 subunit. NCBI's taxonomy places the organism in Eukaryota, Metazoa, Chordata, Amphibia, Anura, Pelobatidae. Gene Ontology annotation, biological process: nervous system process; signal transduction; chemical synaptic transmission. The coding region runs from base 78 to 1727 and encodes 549 amino acids. The record is from RefSeq and is a predicted model, not a curated record. Gene Ontology annotation, cellular component: plasma membrane; neuron projection; synapse. The transcript is spliced from 11 exons. Gene Ontology annotation, molecular function: transmembrane signaling receptor activity; acetylcholine-gated monoatomic cation-selective channel activity.